Vigna angularis (adzuki bean) is the source of this 558-nucleotide messenger RNA. RefSeq lists its product as uncharacterized. Lineage: Eukaryota; Viridiplantae; Streptophyta; Magnoliopsida; Fabales; Fabaceae. The transcript is spliced from 2 exons. Bases 1 to 558 code for a protein of 185 amino acids. The record is from RefSeq and is a predicted model, not a curated record.
AUGCUCCAACACGACACUUGGCAGUCGCAUGCAGAGUGGGUGGGAUGGCGUGUCAGUGGAGGUGCACGUGUGGCGAGGUGCAUUUAUGGGAGCACAGUGGUGACUCAGCACAGUAAUAAAUGGGGCGUGAAAGAUAAAUGGCGUGAGGUACACGACUUGUUUUCUGGAUUAAGUGGAUUUGCGUGGAACCUGGUUAGUAUGAAAUUUCAUGCUGAGGACGAAGUUUGGAUGGACCUGAUUCAGUCCAGGCCAACUGCGGCAAAGUGGAGAGUUGAUAGCAUAAAACACUAUGAUUUAAUGGUUGAGUUAUGGGCAGCUGAUCGAGCUACAGGGACUGGUGUUCGAACCGCUCGUCAAGCACGAAGACAGCGAGUUGGGCCUCGUGUAAGUGUUGAUUUGAACCAAAAUAUUGAGUACACUCCAGAACAGCCUGAUUGGACGAGGUAUAGAGACCCAACCCCACCAUCUCCUCAUCCAUCUGUAGAUGAAUAUAGUCCAGGACAGACUCAAUCUGUGCCUUCUGUCCCAUCCGGUGGUACUUCAUCUUCACGCGGCUAA